This is a messenger RNA of Cladophialophora immunda, 1727 nucleotides long. RefSeq lists its product as uncharacterized. The transcript has a single exon. Bases 281 to 1528 code for a protein of 415 amino acids. The record is from RefSeq and is a predicted model, not a curated record. NCBI's taxonomy places the organism in Eukaryota, Fungi, Ascomycota, Eurotiomycetes, Chaetothyriales, Herpotrichiellaceae.
CCGCCCUGCACAUCGCCUUGCUGCUCCUUCGCCAUAUUUUGUCUUGUCCUGGACUUUUCGGCAUGCACGAAGUUGGGCUGUGGUCUCAUCGUUGGCUCGAGUCCAUAUCCUGCAUGCCACGAUCCCUUGCCCUUGGGUUGCAAAGCUCAAUGUUAGUCCCCCGUCAGCAAGCAUCCUCCUCGUUGCUGAACUCUGUGCCCGCGCUGCGUCUCUGAAGGUUGGUUUUGUCUCAUACCACCAUGAUUGCGAUGAUGCGUUGUUUGUCUUGAGAUCCCGGAACAUGGAUGCUCGAGCAGACACGUCGUCGGGCCGCUUUGGAGGGCAAUGGGCUUUUCUUUCCACUCCUCCACACCAUGGAUCAAGGUCUCUCCCGCCCUCCUCGAGCUACCUACGAAGUGACCGCAGCAAUGUUUCUCCUCUACCGACCGCCCUGCACUUCCACCAGCUCAAUGCAUCUCGCUCAAGCCUAACCAGGCAUGUCCAGACCCCGUCCGUCGGGGGUCGCAGCUCGACUACAACUAUCCCUUCUCAACCCGUCCUCGUUCGUGUCCACUCCGACGAUGCCUCCCUCCAGAUCCGCCCACCAAGGCCGCGGUCCAAACAGGGCACCAUGAAUAACGAGCUGCCCCCUGCCCACGAGUUUAGCUUUCGAGGGAUCUUGGCGGCAAUUGAAGAGGACAUCGAAGAAGACAUCAAUGCGAUAUCCGAAAUAUUCGGGAGGAGCAGGCUGGUGCUGGCAGAUCAGCACGACAGCCACUUGCCUCCCCAGGGCGAGAUCAGGGCCAUGAGCAGCCCUUUACAGGCCGUGGCUGAGGCAAGCGCAAGCAAUGAGCGCCUGGCAGCCGCCGCUGACGAUGUCGUUAUCCUCCGAGAAGAUGCAAGCCUGGUCGACGGCAGUCACACUGGCUCCGCCGCCUAUGGCUUGCUUGAGAGACUACAAGCUGUUCCACGCACCAGGCGCAUGCGGAGCGAGACCGCGGGGGCAGGUCCCUCGAGGCCGGGAACAGGUUCCAUGCGCCAUGCUUCGGCGCCCGCGAUUCUAUCGGAUGUGCAGCCUGUUGUUGAAGAUCAUGAGCGCCUUGCGCUACCUGGAUUGUCACGCUCGUCUCGCCGGUUGCUUCAGAGCUCUUCAGCGGAGCAUGAAGUAGAAGAAACGCCAUCCAGAGCAACCAAUGCUGUUGUAUCAGAAACAUAUCUGUCUGCCGGCGCAAAUGCAGUUACAAUCUCGGAUCCUCCUGUCGUUUCCGAAGGUGGCCGCCACUAUCCACUUUACAGCUUUGACGACAGCGGGCUAUUCGAGGGGCCCGCUGCUCCUGGUCCGCUUCCACCUACAACCCUCCGGGAGAGAUUACAGUCGUUGAUUCCUAGAAUGGAGUUACACAGUUUUGUGCCCUGGGUUCAUGGGCAUCCCAAUCGGGCAGUAAGCGCGGAGUCCCAACUUCGGGAUAUACUCGACAGGCAUCAACGCGCGCGGGAUUCGCGGAGAAAUUUGGUUACAGCCACAGAGAGCGCGGAAUUGUACGAGUAGUACUUUCAUCUUUCGACUCCAUCUACCAUGGAAGGGAAAAACCUCUCGACCUUCCCUUUGUCCCACUGGUGACUUCUCCCAGCAAUCAUAUAAGACUGAGAGCUACGAUAUCCAAGAUAUGGGCAUUGGUCGCGCAAAGCGCCAGAGAUACCAGCAAUAACAGUCUGAAUCCUGCUUCCUCAGUUUUUGUGAACCUCUC